CAGGUUGGCGUCACUGUGGGUGAGCCGUUGCCGUCUGUAGCCAAGCAUGCUGUGGUCAGAUGUGCUCAGCCGUGGAUCAGAAACAUUUGCUGGAUGGAAAAUCCAGAAAAGAAAGCUGCUGUGAAAAGCCAAGACCAACGAUCACUGAAGCACAAUCAGGUUGGUCUGUCUGGGCUGCCUGACCUCCUUGGGUGAUUGCUGUUAAUUAACAGACUUUGUGAGGAAAAGGUGGCUCACCUUCUGAGCUUUGUUCCAAAGUUGACCUGGGAAAAAUUUCAAAUUAUAACCUAUUUCCUGCACCAUUGCUGACGCCCAGUGAUCCAUGUCAGAAGUGCUUCCAGGUGACACGGGUGUCGACACCUUGGCCGUGUUUAUGGCCAGCAGCGGAACCACAGACGUCGCCAACCGCAACAGCCCGGUCACACCCCCGAACACCCUUCAGCUCCGAUCCUCACACAAUGAACUGUUGAACGCUGAGAUAAGGCACGCCGAGGCCAAGAGCAGCACCCCCCCGAAGUGCAGAAAGAAGUAUGCGCUGACCAACAUCCAGGCGGCCAUGGGCCUCUCGGACCCGGCCGCGCAGCCCCUGCUGGGGACCAGUUCUGCCAACAGCAAACUGGUGAAGAAUGGGGAGAACCAGCUCCGAAAGGCGGCGGAGCAGGGGCAGCAGGACCCCAACAAAAACGUGGGCCCCACCGCUGUCCUCCAGGUCCCUUCUGAGAAGUUGGAGGGCAAGGAGGCCCACCCGCAGGAGUCCUCGGGCUGCGAGGUUUUACCCGCCCAGCCCAGGAGGACUAAGAGCUUCCUGAACUACUAUGCGGACCUGGAGACCUCGGCCAGAGAGCUGGACCAGAGCCUGGGCCUCCACCCGGACGAUGGGGCGGAGAAGCCCCAGCCCGGCCUGGGCCAGGCCGCCGGCAUCCUCGGGAACGGCGACUUGCUGCUCCAGAAGCCCAACACGCCCCAGGCCAGUCCCGAGGACGGCCACGUGGCCACGGUGUCCUCCAGCCCCGAGACCAAAAAGGACCAUCCCAAAACCGGGGCCAAAACCGACUGCGCGCUGCACCGCAUCCAGAACCUGGCGCCCAGCGAUGAGGAGUCCAGCUGGACCACGUUGUCCCAGGACAGCGCCUCCCCCAGCUCCCCGGACGAAACAGCCAAGUCCCACUCCCUGUGUUCAGUGCCAUCCCCUGAGCUGCAUGGCUUCUCCCUGGUCACGGCAGCCUUUCUGCUGCUGCUUCUAAGCACAGCAAGUUCUGUGUAG
Molecule: messenger RNA, 1264 nt
Organism: Carlito syrichta (Philippine tarsier)
Lineage: Eukaryota; Metazoa; Chordata; Mammalia; Primates; Tarsiidae
Product: amyloid beta A4 precursor protein-binding family B member 2-like
Exons: 8
Coding region: 323-1264 (313 amino acids)
Biological process (GO): regulation of DNA-templated transcription
Cellular component (GO): cytoplasm; nucleus
Molecular function (GO): transcription factor binding; amyloid-beta binding
Source: RefSeq, a predicted model, not a curated record